CUUAUUUUGAUAUAUGAGGGAGAGACUAGAACCAGCUAGCAACUAGACUAGCAGCUGCUCUGUGUUUGCUGUAAACACAUCCACUGCAAAAAUAAAUAGAGCUUCUUUGAAUACAAGGAAGUACAUGAUCAUGUAUCUCGCUCAGAUUUCCGUUCAUACAAACAUCCUUAUUUUGUGUAAAUACUGACCAGGAAACAAAACUGUUACCUUCUCCCCCUGCCCCUCCCCUGCCGGGGUUGACUGAGUGGGCAUCCAUAAAUGGUACCAUCUGCUGUUCUGUCCUGUAGUGUUCGUGUUUGGUCAUUCAUAAGUCACCAACUUUUCAGGCUGUAAAGAUGUUAGAUCUGUUACUGGGUCUUGUUUCAGCCUCUUUUCUCUUGUGCUUAUCGUCAGCUGCCGAAGGCAACAUUGUCAGAUUGGUUGGUUCGAGUUCAGAUGGGUAUUGCGCUGGAAGAGUUGAAAUCUACCACAAUGGAGAAUGGGGAACAGUCUGUGACGAUUACUUUGACUCUAAUGAAGCUGAUGUGAUCUGCAAACAGUUAGACUGUGGACCACAAUUAACUGUUCAUGCAUCGGCUCACUUUGGUGAAGGCACAGGAAAGAUCUGGCUGGAUGAUGUGGGCUGUUUAGGAAACGAAAAUUUUCUUUCUGAAUGCAGCCACAGAGGAUUUGGAAUCCACAACUGUGAACAUAGUGAGGAUGCAGGUGUCACUUGUUCUUCUCAACAGAUCUUGCCAUUUCCAUCAUGCUCUGGAGACGUCCAGUUAUACCACGAUCGGGGAUGGAGAAGACUCAGUUAUAGCGGCUUUGACAUAAAUGCUGCUAAAGUGGCCUGCAGACAGAUGGGCUGUGGUGCAUUAAUCUCUCAGUCAGUCUACGGCUACAGCUACAGCGUCGUGCUGCCUGAUUUGAAAUGUUCCGGAAGUGAAUUUUCUCUAAAAGAAUGUCAGCACAGUAAUUCUUGGACAUACCAAUAUGGUUCCUAUGCUUAUGUCUCUUGUUCAGAUUAUCGAGUCCGUCUAACUGGACCGUCUCGGUGCGCUGGACGAGUAGAAAUCUACUUCAGUAGUGCCUGGCAAACAGUGUGUGAUGACAGCUGGGACUUGAAUGAUGCUCAGGUGGUCUGCAGUCAGCUGAACUGUGGCGUAGCCAUGGCUGCUCCUCACUCAGCGUACUUCGGAAAAGGAGCAGAUAAAAUCCUCUUUGACGAUGUGGCCUGUAUGGGGAAUGAAACACAUCUGACUCGGUGCUCAAACAGAGGAUACUGGGUGCAUAACUGCAGUCAUAAUCAGGAUGCUGGUGUGAUCUGCUCAGCCGGUCUGAGCAGGUUAAAUGGGCCUAGUAGAUGUUCUGGACGAGUUGAAAUCUUCACCAAUGGAUCCUGGGGAACCAUCUGCAAUAACAGCUGGGACAUAAACGAAGCUCGAGUGGUCUGCAGACAGAUGGGAUGUGGUACAGCACUGAGUGUCCUUCAGUUUGGAGAGGGAACAGGAGAAAUUAAUGAAGUGACCUGCACAGGGAGCGAAAGAUAUCUGCCUGAGUGUUCGUACAGUAGAGUUGGAGCUCAGAACUGUAAUCACAGUCAGGAUGCUGGUGUCAUCUGUUCAGGCCCUGUAAGGCCCACUAUUGGACUUACUCCUCAAGGUGACAUCACUUUGGGUCGUAAUGUCAGCAUCAGUUGUUCAGUCACUGAUGCACAAGUAAGAGGGAUAUUUGUCUUGACGACGACCACAGGCUCAUUCAGCCGGGCUGUGAACUCAAGCAGCAGCUCUGCUACUUUCUAUAUCCUUCAAGCCACUUUCAAUGAUCAGGGAUGGUACAAGUGUCAGCUUCAAAUCAUGCUUCCCAAUGAAAACUUCACCACUCUCUUUAGUGACACAGUCCAACUAAGAGUGAUCUUUCCACAACCCACGAUCAGUAUUGAACCUUCUGGAGUGAUUAAUCUCAAUCAGGAUGUUAGAAUCAUUUGUUCAGUCACUAGUGAACAAGGAGGAGGAUCAUUUAUCUUCAGGAAGUUUUCAGGAAGUUUCAGUGAGACUGUGAACUCAAGCAGCAACUCUGCUACUCUAAGUAUCCCUAAAGUUACCUUUACGGAUGAGGGAAACUACCAGUGUCAGUUCAAAGUGAGGAUUUCUAAUGAAGACUUCAGCACCAGCUUCAGCAGUUAUGUCUCACUCUAUAUUAACGGUGAAAUUCCAAAACCCAACAUCACCUUGCAGCCAGUUGGUCUGGUUUCCUGGGGUCAGAGUGUCAGCAUCGUGUGUGACGUUAUGGAUGGAUUGAGUGGAUCGUUUAUCUUCACAAACCCUCCYGGUUCUGUCAUUCAGACUGUAAACUCAAACAGCAACUCGGCUACUUUCCAUAUCGCGCAAGUCCGUUUGGGAAAUGAGGGAUUGURCCAGUGUCAGUUUCAAAGAACGGUUUCUGGUGAAGUGUUUCACACCAACUUUAGUGACCCUGUUUGGCUAACCGUGAACCUUUCACAGCCGACCAUCACCUUGGAUUCUGCCGGUGGGGUGAUGUGGGGUCAGGAUGCCACCUUCACCUGUUCUGUCAUCGAGGGUCAGGCAGGAGGAUUAUUUGUCUUUAGGAGAACAUCUGGUAAUUUCAUCCAAACUGUAAGCUCAAGUAGCAACACAGCUACCUUCCAUAUCACUCAAGCUAACUUGGGAGAUGAGGGAUUAUACCAGUGUCAGUUUCAAAGGACAGUUUCUGAUCGAGACUUCAACACCAGCUUCAGUGACCCUGUMCAACUAACUGUAUUUCUUCCAAAGCCCAGCAUCACUUUGGAUCCUGCUGGUGUGGCUUCUAUUGGUCAGACUGUCAACAUCGCUUGCUCAGUCUCUGAGGGUCAAGUAGGAGGAUCAUUUAUCUUCAAGAAGACAUCAGGACCAAUUAUUCAUGUUGUAAAUUCAAGCAGCAGCUCGGCUUCAUUCCACAUCAAUCAAGUCAACUUGGUGGAUCAUGGAUCGUACCAGUGUCAGUUUCAAAGAAGGUCUUUUAAUCAAGACUUGAGCACCAACUUGAGUGAUUCUAUCCAACUAACUGUSAGCCUACCAAAGCCUACCAUCACUAUCCAGCCCACUGAUUUGGUUAUGUGGGGCCAGGAUGUCCAAAUUACUUGUUCGAUCACUGGGGGUGAAGUAGGAGGAUCAUUCAUCUUCACAAAGACCCCAGGUCCUUUCACCCAGACUGUGGACUCGAGCAGCAACUCGACUAUUUUACAUAUCCAUCAAGUCAACUUUACAAAUGAGGGAUCGUACCAGUGUCAAUUUCAAAGAGCAGAUUCUAGCUCUGUUUUUAGUGACUAUGUCAACCUGAACGUGACAGUGAUUCUUCCAAAACCAAGCAUCGCCAUGGAUCCUGCAGGCGUGGUUACCUUUGGUGACCUCAUUGCCAUCAAUUGUUCUAUCUCGACCCAAUAUUUAGGCGGAUCAUUCACCCUGCAGAAGACCUCUGGAUCAUUCACUAAGACCCAACAAUCAAGUACCAACUCCUCUACGUUCAGAUUUCUUGAAGCCAAUGAUAAUCAUGUGGGAGAUUACCGCUGUUAUUACGAAACACUUGUGGAAUAUAAAACUUUCACCUCCCCUCUAAGUGACAAUGUCACAGUUUCUGUUGCUAAUAACUGAAGGUCAUUGAGGGUUAUUGCUUCUUGGACUUUUUCCUUCACAAAUGUAAUGUAUAAUCUUCUAUGGGAUAAAAGGUGAUUGCUUUAUUUUUAGAUUUUGAGCCUAUUUAUAUUUCUGCCUUCAUACUGUAAUUAUCAUUGUUUUGUAUUKGAUGRUGUUCUUCUCUGUGGGUGAAUUUUAUUAAAUGAUGUWGCCCAGAAUUUGAUAGAUUUUAUUACUGGUAYUUAAACAUUUGUGAGUGACAAAACUUUUUGUAAUCUUUCUUCUAUCAAUCAUUUAAUAACCAAACUAGUCUGUAAAACUGGAUGAGUAUGGAUGUAUAAUGCACUGCAAAAACAAGCAUACUGAACUUUAUUKGAUUUCCUGGGUAUUUUGGACUAUGUCUCUGUAUCAGACACCUUGACUGAAGUUUUUGUCUAUUCUAAUUUACAAAAUAAUUCAAGCUCACCCAGUUUGGAGAUGUACGUCUCUGAACAUUCAUUUUAAUGUUUUGCCACAAAUUCACAAUCAAAUGUAGGUAUUGAGUUKGACAAGGAUAUUCUAACACAUGAGUAUGCAUUGAUGGAACUGCAGCGCAGAUCAAAAAUUCAGUUUUGACCUGCAUACAAAAACAKUAUUGGCUACAAAGGUCUGAAUAUAAACGCAUUCUGCAUUUUCAGGAUUUUAUGAAGAGCACUUAAACUGAGCUGAGGUGAUUCAAAAAUUGGGCUGAAGUGGAGAAAAGGAUUUUCCUCCAUUAGACAAGUUUGGUAAAUAUACUUAACAUAUCUCAGUUGUUGAUUAGGAAUAUUCAGAAAGUCAAACUUCUCUGACUUGGUUCCUGGAGCAGAUGACUGUGCACAUAUUGGUAAUCAGGAGGGAAAAGUUAGGACAAUUCCAAGGACUCCUGUGGGGCCCUCCCACAAAAAAUAGUUUUUUUUUAUAGAAAUAGAAAAAAAUUACAAAAUCAUAUAGUGUUUUAAAAAUGAUUUUAGAAGUAAAAAUUAAAUGUUACUACUCCCAGACCAAAAAGCACACAUCUAUAUUUUCCCCGAACACCCCCCUGUAUCCACAUGAAAUGGUUCGUUCCUGCUUAGCGAACUUGACGUUAACGUCAACUCGUUUUAACUUCAAGCUCUUCUGACUGCAACAGUGAGAAGACAAGAACGACUUUGGCAGUUACUACGCUGCUAAGAAAAAAAUAUGCCGUCAGGUUUUCAAAGAGAGAGAGAGAAUUUAUAGUCCAGUUUUUCUCCAAGAGAGGUGGGUAGACUUUGUGAGAUUAUUAACCAUUUAGCAUAUUUAGCUUAGCUACAGACUACUGUUUUCCUUCAUUUCACUAGCAUUUAAUGAAUGAAGUAAAGAAUUUAAUAUUUUMAUAUAUUUAACUUGUCCCUGGUUUUUUGUUAAUCAAAUACAAACACRGGACACAUUUACAUGAUCAGAUGCUCAUUUGAUAUUCUUGUKUAUAUUUUUUGUUUCYUUACAAAGUGCAWUGUUGUUCCUGGUUUUCCCAUGUCAUACACAGCUUUUUAAACAUAAAAAGAAUCUUUUGAUUAAAAAUGGWGAUUAAAAACUACACAGACACUAACCAAACAAACACUCACAGUUGGGAAGAGCGACACAGCAGCUUAUCUGGAACCUUGAACGACUUGUGGCCGGAACAAAACUCAAACGCUGCAUGUGCAAUGCUCUUAAAGUCACUUAUUUCAUUCAACUAACGUAUAAACAAAGUUUCAAUAAAGUUUUGAUAAACUUAAGAUCCUCAAUUCCUGCCAUAUGGGUCUAUCUCUGUAGACCAGUGAUGAUGACCUCAAGAUUACCAGGACAUGGUCCAGCAUCAACAACUUUAUGUCAGGAAGUAAAAUUUCUUCAAAGGAAUGGUAAAACAUAGAGUCUCGAACACACUAGUGGCGUUUAUCGUCACAGUAACAAAGAUGUUUACUAUUUAGACUGGUUUCAAGUGAGUAAAACUUGACGUUGAUUAUUAUCAAGGAACACUUUAUUUGUACUGUAAAAGUAGAAAAUGAYUUCAGAACCAAAAAAUGUAUGUUGGAAAAAGACUUUUUACACAGGGUAAAUUCAUCUGAAACACUUGGAAAACAAGGUAGAAUGUAAUUAUAAAUGUUAUUUAUUUGAUYGGAAAUCUUUCAGAAA
Messenger RNA from Poecilia reticulata (guppy), 5768 nucleotides. RefSeq lists its product as uncharacterized. Gene Ontology annotation, cellular component: plasma membrane. Gene Ontology annotation, molecular function: serine-type endopeptidase activity. The record is from RefSeq and is a predicted model, not a curated record. Gene Ontology annotation, biological process: zymogen activation. Lineage: Eukaryota; Metazoa; Chordata; Actinopteri; Cyprinodontiformes; Poeciliidae.